This is a messenger RNA of Schizophyllum commune H4-8, 1867 nucleotides long. RefSeq lists its product as uncharacterized. The coding region runs from base 116 to 1546 and encodes 476 amino acids. The transcript is spliced from 4 exons. NCBI's taxonomy places the organism in Eukaryota, Fungi, Basidiomycota, Agaricomycetes, Agaricales, Schizophyllaceae. The record is from RefSeq and is a predicted model, not a curated record. Gene Ontology annotation, molecular function: protein binding.
UGCCUGCAUACCCCUUCGCAACGGCGGCUCUACUUAUUAGUGCGAUACUAUCGCGUCCAUUCUUUCACUUUUUGCCUUUCUCACCCGCCGCCGUUUCAUGCUAGCCUGAAGCGCCAUGCUCGACAAGGUCACCCUCGACGUUGUCAUCCACAUCCAGGCCUUCCUCUCCCCUCUGGAUAUCUUGCUCAGCCUAAGACAGACAUGCAAGCGACUAUACCACGCCACUCACAUUCGCACUGUGUGGCUGGAAGCAGCUCGUCGAACAUGCGUUCAGAACUUUGUCUUCUUGCCCUCUUUCCCCAUUGGCCGCAUGUCCCAGUCCGAGCUCGAGCAUCUUGCCACCUCCCCGGAGCGCUACCGGGCUAUACUUGCGAGAGGUGCUGAAGAGGACUGUCUCGAGCCCUACGUCCGACGCACGCUGGUUCCCCGCCGCGUCGAUCACUGUACCCACAAAUUCCUGGAACUCAUGCUCAUCCCUGGUGGGCGCUAUCUGUUUGCUUUGGCAAAAACUGCCGUCUACCUCUGGGACCUGGGUACAAAUGCAAACAAGAUGAUUCUUCCGCGUCCCCUUGCAGUGAAGGCAUUUGAGGAAACAGUCAACGACGACGUGUUCUGUGCAGGCGCUACGCCAAUUGGUUCGAAGGUCCUAUUUCUAUUAGGCUACAGCGUCGAGAACGGGGUGAAGCACGUUGCGUACGAGGUAGAUCCCUGCGCUACCUCGCCGCAAAUAGAGGAGAUCGGUUCCCUGACAAGGAACCACUCUGACGUGCGCGUCGGUACCAUUUACGACGGCAGACUUGCAUUCUGGUCUGACGAAGGGAGUGAAGUUGGCUUAUGGCAUCUUCGCAGUGGUACCACCAUAACCUGGGACGUGCCGAAGAUUCAAGAGAUGAUUUUCGUCGAAGAUUCCGCGACGUGCUGCUGCGACGACCGCAUCGACGUCUUCAAUCUCAAGAAGCUACUGUCGCCGACCUCGAAGCCUGUCACUGAGCAUUUUCCCGAGCUCACGCCAGUCCUAUCCCAUCCGCGCACCAUCGAUGUCGUCCAACGCAUGUUCCGCUGGUACACGCAGGACCCGCACCUCAUGUUCUUCGACACCUUGGACCUCAGCACGGAUAAGAAGACCUUCUCGCGCUUCCGCCUUCAGCCCUCACCGCCCGGUGACGCCAACUUGCCGUCCUUCGUCCCCGUCUUCAUCGAGUCCAUCGACCUCACUUCCGAGAUAUGGAAGGCGCGCCUGGACCGCUCGUGCACAAACCUGAAGCUCCUCGAAGAGGACGUCUGCUUCGCGUGGACCAAGGGCGAGUACGAGCAGCUCGGCGUACACAUGGGGCGGUCCUCGCCCGCCGAUCGACCAUCCUUCGCGACCCGGUUGCUCUCCGACGGGGAGGAGACCGAGGUCGAGGAGCCUCAGACGGAUGCGAACGAGGACAACGUGGAAGACAUCCCCGACUUUGACUUCUGUCCCGCCUCGGGCCGGCUGGCUUUGCUGACAGACGACUUCGAGAUCACCAUUCUUGACUAUCUUAUGCCGCCGACAUGCUAGGCACAUCAAUCACAGGCUCAACUACACAUACACUCGCAUCUAUCACGACCACGUACACUACACUUCUUGGCUGAACUAACGAGCACGGAAUUAUAAUUGUUACUCAUACCUCGCCGGCGACAGGUCUUGUGCUUCUCGCUACUACUCUACAGUAUAGCGACCCACCUAUUGUUUACGGAUACAGCGUAGGCUUGUAAUCCUUACUACGUCCAGAUUGCUCUAUUGACAACCCCCGGAUUUUCGUGCAGCCCAGACGGGUGGCAGGCUGCGUAGCCACGAAACCAUUGCUGGUGUACGCGCGGUGCCGAGGGACCUUGUGCU